AGCCCGCCCUAACCAAACCCUCCAGGUUAGUCCUUCGCGCGCUGCCACACGGAGGGCGGCCCGUGGCACUAACGAAUCGGCGGGCGCACGCGCCGGACCUGAGCCAAUUCUGACUGCGCACGUCACCACAGCACUUCAGCACUUCAUAAUUGCCACGUCGCUUGCAUUUGCUUCUGGGAUGGCGAGAAAGACCUGGACCACGCCUCAUUCCAUUACCCACCUUCUAUCUUUGUGCAGCCGUUGCGCUCAGUCAUCCUCUGCGUGGCCCCUGCAAGACACAGCUUCAUCAUGUGCUUGGUCUGAGCGGCGUCUGGAACAUCACAGCCAAGCACGACCACAGACAUUUGAUGAUUGCGCGAUAAGAUGUAUUAAAGUAUUAGCUAUUGCCGUGGUCUCCACACACCCGCAGCAGUAAAUCGAGUGGAGGACAAAUUGCUGUCAUUGCUGACAGACCCGAAGCCGAU
This is a messenger RNA of Dissoconium aciculare CBS 342.82, 464 nucleotides long. RefSeq lists its product as uncharacterized. The transcript has a single exon. Bases 179 to 415 code for a protein of 78 amino acids. Lineage: Eukaryota; Fungi; Ascomycota; Dothideomycetes; Mycosphaerellales; Dissoconiaceae. The record is from RefSeq and is a predicted model, not a curated record.